Molecule: messenger RNA, 308 nt
Organism: Mycena citricolor
Lineage: Eukaryota; Fungi; Basidiomycota; Agaricomycetes; Agaricales; Mycenaceae
Source: the annotation of a GenBank genome assembly
UCACUGCCCCCGAUCAACUACCAUCUGUUAUCUGUAAGGUUUUCUGUGCUCUGAUUCUCUGCAUAACUCCAACUGUCAUAGACUACUCUAUAGCUCUAUACAGCAGAGGCCAUUCAGUUGUCUCUAUUGAAUCAGAGAAAUACACAGACAGACCCCAAUCUGACUGAGGGAUGACCAGAAGCAUAUUUGCGAACCUUCCUUCACAGAGGAAGAAGGGCAGAGAGGCUCUCAUUCCAAGAUUCCAUCCUUCAGAAGUCUCCAUUGCUACAUCCCCGUCUUUGCCAACUUGUCUUGCACAACAAAAUUCC